AUGUGCAGCACCAAACCCUUCACAUUCUCCUCCUCCCUCAUCUUCCUCAUCUCCAUCACACUCAACACAGUUGCAGCUGCUUCAUCAUCAUGCCCCAUAGAUCUGAGCUACGUCACCACCUUCCCAUGGGACACCUCCCUCUGCCUCGCCCCAAACGGCACACACUGCUGCCAAACCCUUCUCAGCCUCUUCGGCAUCGGCCUCUCCCAACACCUCAAGCAAACCUCCACCUUCCAGCUCCCCAACUCCACCGUCUCCGCCGCCUGCCUCUCCGACUUCCAAUCCAACCUCUCCUCCCUCUCCCUCAACUCCACCCUCGUCCCCCUCUGCUUCCAAAACGCCAACCAGUUCGUCGCCAACUCCGCCAGCUGCGCCGGCAUCCUCACCGUCGACGACUGGACCGACAAAGUGGGACCCAUCAGCGCUAUAGACACGUCAUGUAAAGGAGAUCUCCAGGGACUCACCAGGUGUAGCUCUUGCUUAGAUGCAGGCAUGGAUGUGAACAACCAGCUCAGCGGGCUGGGUCCCAACAACACCAAGUGCUUCUAUUUCGCCGUGCUUUACGCUGCGGGGGUAGUGAAUGAGUUGGGCCCGGAGGAUCCGAGAACCGCGGCGUGUAUUCUGGGACUGCCGCUGUCCAGCUCAGCUAACAAGAGUGGGAGUAGUAGUCAGGUGAGCAAGAAGACUCUGCUGAAAUGGGUAUUUGGGGUCUUGGGGGGUAUUGUUGGGAUUUUACUUUCUGUUGGGGUUAUAGUCAUGUACAGGAGGCAUGAGAUGAAAGGGAGGCAGAAUGCUAGGCAUGAAGAGUAUGUGAGUAGCUUUAGGCUUAGUUUGUUGCCUAAUUCUGGUGCAAAGUGGUUUGGGAUAUCAGAGCUUGAGAAGGCAACUGAUGGGUUUGCUCAGAAGAACAUGCUAGGCCAAGGAGGGUAUGGGGUUGUGUACAAGGGCACAUUAGCUGAUGGGACUCUUGUUGCUGUGAAGCAGAUUCUUGAUAUGGAGGCUUUGGAUUCGAAAGGGGAUGAGGAGUUUUCAAAUGAGGUGGAGAUCAUAGGGAAGAUUCGACAUAGGAAUUUGCUGUCGCUUAGAGGGUGUUGUGUUACUAGUGAUGAUUUUAAAGGGAAAAGGAGGUUCUUGGUUUAUGAUUUUAUGACGAAUGGGAAUUUGAGUGACCAUUUGGGUAGCAGUAAGAGGAGAUUGAGUUGGCCUCAGAGAAAGAGUAUCAUACUUGAUGUUGCAAAAGGGCUUGCUUACUUGCACAAUGGGAUCAAGCCUGCUAUUUAUCACAGGGAUAUAAAGGGGACUAACAUACUCUUGGACACGGAAAUGAAGGCCAAAGUUGCAGACUUCGGUUUGGCCAAGCAAAGUUUAGCAGGGCAGACUCACUUGACAACAAGAGUGGCAGGCACUUACGGUUAUUUGGCACCAGAGUAUGCUCUCUAUGGACAGCUUACGGAGAAGAGCGACGUUUACAGCUUCGGCAUUGUGGUUCUUGAGAUCAUGAGUGGGAGGAAAGUGCUGGACACAUCGAAUUCCAGCACGAAUUUGAAUUCAGUUGUUUUGAUCACGGAUUGGGCGUGGAUGCAUACGAAAGCGGGGAGUGUGGAGGAGGUUUUUGAUGAGACAUUGAGGGAGGAAGGGCCAAAGAGUGUCAUGGAGAGGUUUGUGAAUGUUGGGAUUCUGUGUGCUCAUGUUAUGGUGGCUUUUAGGCCUACUAUUUCAGAAGCACUGAGGAUGUUGGAGGGUGAUAUUGAUAUUCCUAAGUUACCAGAUAGGCCAAUGCCACUUGGCACUGAGUCUUAUAGAUCUUCUUUUGGGUAUUCUAGCAUUCAGGAAAUUGAUAGAUCAAGACCCAGAUUUAGUUCUAGCAUUGUAACUCCCAAGUCCUCAACAUAGAUUGAAGAUGUGAACUAACUAGGACACUUGGUAGUUUGGUACGUGUGUUUGUACCAAACUUCUUAGCU
This is a messenger RNA of Fragaria vesca subsp. vesca, 1961 nucleotides long. RefSeq names its product probable receptor-like protein kinase At1g11050-like. The record is from RefSeq and is a predicted model, not a curated record. The coding region runs from base 1 to 1893 and encodes 630 amino acids. Gene Ontology annotation, biological process: protein phosphorylation. Gene Ontology annotation, molecular function: protein kinase activity; ATP binding. NCBI's taxonomy places the organism in Eukaryota, Viridiplantae, Streptophyta, Magnoliopsida, Rosales, Rosaceae. The transcript has a single exon.